AUGAAUUACAAGUCGAUCGUUUUUCGCGAGUUUACACAAGAAUCAUUUCGUCGUAUUCAACGCUAUCGGCAAGAAGACGCUGAACGUAUUGCUGCUAAACGGUCAGAGCACCAAACAACACGUGAGGACAAUAAUAAUAAAAAUCAUUGUACGAAUAAGCCAUCUAACGAUAAACACAUUGAUCAUAAACGAAUGCCCAAUAAAGAAUUGGCCGUUGGACAAACAUUACCACGACUUUUACAAAAUAAAUUUCCAGCUGAACUUAUCGGAAAACCAAUUGAAGAAAUCGAUUCGUAUUAUCGAGCUGAAUACAUAUUUGUGGUUAUCAAUCGAAACAAUACAAUAUUUCGAUUUAGUGCAACAUCAGCUUGUUUUGUGUUUUCUCCGUUUAAUUGUUUUCGACGUUUAGCUAUCCGAAUAUUAACACACUCACUGUUCAGUGCAUUGGUUAUGAUUACUAUUCUAUCUAAUUGCGUAUUUAUGACGCUUAGAAAUGCGCCGGAAGCGACUGAAUAUGUUUUUACAAUAAUUUACUCACUUGAAGCAUUAACAAAGUGUAUUGCACGAGGAUUUAUUCUACAAGAAUACACAUUUUUACGCGACCCAUGGAAUUGGUUAGAUUUCAUUGUAAUUACACUUGCAUAUAUAACAUUUUUUGUUAAUUUGGGAAAAGUUGCCGUACUACGAACAUUUCGUGUACUGCGAGCACUAAAAACUGUUGCUGUUAUACCUGGUUUGAAAACAAUUGUAAAUGCUUUAGUACAAUCUUUUUUUUCUCUACGAGAUGUGUCGGUUUUAUCCAGUUUUAUUCUUUCAAUAUUUGCUUUGAUAGGAUUACAACUUUAUAUGGGUGCUCUGCGACAAAAAUGUGUACCGACUUAUGAAUCUUUUCUAAAUAGUUCCAACUUUUCUAGCGUUGGAUUUAAUAGAUCAUAUGAAUUCUACGUGAAAGAAAUGUAUAUUGAAACUUAUUGGUAUCAAAAAAAUGAAGUUUAUGUUCUUUGUGGUAAUGCAACCGGAAGUGUAAAAUGUCCUUAUGGUUAUGUUUGUUGGAAAGAUCGAGGGAUGAAUCCUAAUUUUGGAUAUACAAGUUUUGAUAAUUAUGGCUGGGCAAUGCUCUCCUGCUUUCGACUAAUGACACAAGAUUAUUGGGAAAAUCUUUAUCUAUUAGUGUUGUCAGCAUCUGGUCGUUAUCAUUUUUUAUAUUUUCUUGCUAUUAUAUUUUUUGGUUCAUUUUAUUUGAUUAAUUUAAUCUUAGCUAUCGUUUCGAUGUCUUAUCUUGGACAGCAGACAUUAGUUGAAGCGGAAAAUGAAGAACGUGAAAGACGUAAAAUUCAAGAUGAUAUCGAUUUAGAAAACGAAGAAGUACAAAAAGCAUUAGAAGCUCAUGUGCUUUUACAUGCUGAAACUGCGCUGGGUGGUGAAGAUGCAAAUUGUAGAAUUUCAUAUUCUGGUAUUUCUAUCGAAUGUGAACAAAAUGAAACUAAACAUGAAUCAAAUAGCAUAGGAUCAUUGCAAGCAUCGCCGUCACUGUUUCAAUUCGAUAGGUCAAGUUUAACCGUGCCCUAUGUCACAGCAAACGGCGCAACGAGAAUACCAUUUUUUGAUGAAACACAGCAAAAUUCACCAAAUGAAGACAGAAAAAGUCAACAAACAAACAGCAUUUCUUGUUUCCCGGAAAUAAAUCAAAAUGAUGGCGAUUUGAGUAUUACACUCUACCAAGACAAACCUCCUAUGGUAUGUGCACCAAUGAAUAAAUUAUUAGCUGUUCCAGAAUUCGAUAGAAUAAGUGUUCGAUCAAAAAUAUUCAUGGCGAUUGAUCAUCAUGGUCAAAGUGAAAAGACGACACGAAUUUUAACAGCAGGCAAUUACGUUUUUACAAGUAUAUUUGUAGCUGAAUCUAUACUAAAAAUCGUUGCAAUGACACCAGCUAAAUUUUUAAAAAGUGGAUGGAACGUAUUUGAUUUAUUAAUUGUUUCAGUCAGUCUUAUUGAAUUAGGUCUUGCUAAUGUAAAAGGUUUAAGUGUUUUACGUUCAUUUCGAUUAUUACGCGUAUUUAAAUUGGCUAAAUCCUGGCAAACGCUGAAUCGUCUUAUGUCAAUUAUUGGUAAAUCAAUAGGAGCUUUAGGAAAUUUAACAGUGGUUCUAGUUAUUAUAAUAUUUAUUUUUGCUGUUGUGGGAAUGCAGCUAUUCGGUCAAAAAUAUGAGGACAAAUUCGGUAAAAACAUGCCACGAUGGAAUUUUUUUGAUUUCUUUCAUUCAUUUAUGAUUGUUUUUCGUGUCUUAUGUGGUGAAUGGAUUGAAUCAAUGUGGGUGUGUCUUGAAUGUGCUGGAUGGCCAUGUAUUCCAUUUUUCCUAUUAACAUUUAUCAUUGGUAAUCUUGUGAUAUUAAAUUUAUUUUUGGCACUUUUACUUGCAUCAUUCAGCUCGAAUGUUUUAACUGAAAAAGAAGAGGAAGAAAACAAAAUUGCAGAAGCAAUUGAUCGUAUUCAACGAUUUUAUCAUUUUCUAAUUAAAUUUAUUGUUCAUUUCUUUGAUCGGAAAAAACAACAGACUAAUAUAGAAGAAAACAAUACCAAUGAAAAUUCGCUAACUGCUACACAAAAAUUAAUUAGUACUUUUUCUGUACCGACAUUAUAUGAUUUAGAACAAUUUAAUACUUCAGUAGUUUUAUCUCAUGAUUUAUUAACCACUGAUGAAGAGAUUGCAAUGCAAACAAUCAAUAAGAAUUCGAUAACAUCUCCGUCAACGUGGCAAAGUCUUCACGUGCCGCUAGAUUGUUGUCCCACAAUGAUAUCAAAGCAUUUUUCUUGUUGUUCUAAGUAUGUUCCAAAAGUAAUUCAAGAGCGAUGGACAUAUCUUCGUAGUCAAGCUCAUUGGCUUGUUGAACAUCAAGUUUUUGAAUGGUUGAUUAUUGUUAGUAUAUUAGCUAGCAGUGCAACUUUAGCUUUAGAAGAUGUACAUACACGAAAAAAACCAAAAUUUACCAAAAUUUUAGUCAUACUUGAUAAAUUUUUUACAGUUAUUUUUACAGCUGAAUUAAUAUUGAAAUGGUUUGCAUAUGGAAUCAAGGAUUAUUUUUCGAACGGUUGGAAUCGAUUAGAUUUUGUUAUUGUUGUUGUUAGUGUUCUUGGAACGAGUCUUGAUACGCUUGGUGUAGCUGAUAUUCCAGCAUUUAAAUCAAUGAGAACAUUAAGAGCUUUACGUCCAUUAAAAGCCCUGUCGAGAUUUGAAGGAAUUCGAGUUGUUGUUAAUGCAUUAUUUGGUGCCAUACCAGCCAUUUUUAAUGUUUUACUUGUUUGUCUUGUAUUCUGGUUGAUAUUUUCGAUUAUGGGUGUACAAUUAUUUGGUGGAAGAUUUUAUAAAUGUGUUUAUGUUGGUACACACGAUCGUGUUAAUAUAUCAGAAAAUGUAACGAAUAAAAUUGAUUGUCUAAAUAGAAAUUUUACAUGGGAAAAUUCACGAGUUAAUUUUGACAACGUAUUGAGUGGUUACUUGGCUUUAUUUCAAGUCCUAGGAGUUGAUGAUUCAGUGAACAUAUUUAUGACGGAAGAUCAAAAAAAAUAUUAUAACGCAAUGAAAAAAAUGGGCAAUAAAAAACCUACUAAAGCAUUGCCAAGACCAAGAUUUGCUUUUGCAAGAUUUCUUUUUGAUGUAACAACAAAUCAAAAAUUUGAUAUAGCUAUUAUGAUAUGUAUUUUUCUUAAUAUGCUUUGCAUGUGUCUUGAACAUCAUAAUCAAAGUGAAAGUUUUGACCAUGCUCUUGCAUAUAUCAAUAAUUUUUUCGUUGCAAUAUUUACUAUUGAAUGUGUUAUGAAAUUAGUUGCAUUGAAUUUUAAAUAUUUUAUUAUUUUUUGGAAUAUAUUUGACUUCAUCAUUGUGAUAGCAUCGAUUCUUGGGCAAACACUAGGAGAAAUAAUGGCAAAUUAUUUUGUUAAUCCAACGUUAUUACGUGUUGUGCGUGUUGCACGUGUUGGAAGGGUAUUACGCCUUGUGAAAGGAGCAAAAGGUAUUCGAACAUUACUAUUUGCAUUAGUUGUUUCAAUGCCUGCUUUGUUAAAUAUUGGACUUCUUCUUUUUCUUGUCAUGUUUAUCUAUUCAAUAUUUGGAAUGUCGUUUUUUGCUUAUGUGAGGAAAUCAGCUGGCAUUACAGAUUUAUUUAAUUUCGAAACAUUUCCUAAUUCAAUGAUUGUACUAUUUCAAAUGUGUACAACUGCCGGCUGGUCUGGUGUUUACCAAGCGCUAACAAACGAUCAGCCACCAGAUUGUGAUCCAACUCUAAAUACACCAUCACAUAAAGGAGACUGUGGUGAUACGGCUAUUGCAACACCAUUUGUUGUGACUUAUGUAAUAAUUACUUCUCUCGUUGUGGUAAAUAUGUAUAUUGCUGUAAUAUUAGAAAAUUUUUCUCAAGCCCAAGAAGAUGUGCAACAAGGUUUAACCGAUGAUGAUUAUGAUAUGUAUUAUGAAAAAUGGCAACGUCUAGAUCCGUCAGGCUCACAAUUUAUACGAUACGAUCAAUUAUCGGAGUUUGUUGAUGGUCUUGAACCGCCAUUACGUAUUUCGAAACCAAAUCAUUUAGCACUUGUUGCCAUGGAUUUGCCCAUAUGUGAAAAUGAUCGUAUGCAUUGUGUUGAUAUCCUAGAUGGUCUUACAAAAUACUUUCUUGGUGCACUUCAUGCACAAGUAGCAAAUACUGAAGCUGACGCCACAAUUGAUAUAAAAAAAGAUCGUCCAAAAGACUAUCAUCCCAUAACAACAACAGUACAACGUCAUCGUGAACUUUAUUUAAGUCGAAUCGGUGUAACAGGCUUUCGAAUUAAUGUUGAACGACGUCGAAGUGAACGAAAAAAUCUAACACCAACUCUUGAAAAGACUACAAUUGAUAAACCUUUUGAACCAGACAACGUCAAAUCAUCAACAAUACUAUCGAACGACGUGAAAAAUCAUGAAAAGAAUUUAGCAACGACACCCAUAAUUAAACCAGCAAUAAAUACAAACCGUUUGUUGAUACAUCAAUAA
Messenger RNA from Rotaria socialis, 5022 nucleotides. Lineage: Eukaryota; Metazoa; Rotifera; Eurotatoria; Philodinida; Philodinidae. The record is from the annotation of a GenBank genome assembly.